Molecule: messenger RNA, 1884 nt
Organism: Thyridium curvatum
Lineage: Eukaryota; Fungi; Ascomycota; Sordariomycetes; Thyridiales; Thyridiaceae
Exons: 2
Coding region: 1-1884 (627 amino acids)
Biological process (GO): transmembrane transport
Molecular function (GO): transmembrane transporter activity
Source: RefSeq, a predicted model, not a curated record
AUGGCUACGGAUCGUAAAGCCGAGCAGGAUCGCGCUCGCAACGACGAUGCGAUCAUGCUGGACAAGGAGACGGCCGGCACCCACAGUCAUAGCGGCGAGGGAACCGACCUGGACAGCGCCGAGACUCUGAGCAACGAUGCGCAGGAGGCGCGUGCCGAACCGAUCGCCGACGACACGCUCCCGGCGCCGGCUCCAGAGGCCAAGACACCGGCCGCCCACCCCGAGGAAGGUCGCACGAAACUCGAGACCACGCUGAUCAUGGUCGCCCUCGCCUCGGCCCUCUUCCUCGCCGCCCUCGACGUCACCAUCGUCACCGUCGCGAUCCCGACCAUCGCCGAGCAGUUCCAGAGCACGGCGGGCUACACGUGGAUCGGCAGUGCCUACCUGCUGGCCAAUGCGGCCUCGGCGCCGUCGUGGGGCAAGAUAUCCGACAUCUGGGGCCGCAAGCAGAUCCUCCUGCUGGCGGUCGGUGUGUUCUGGGUCGGCUCGCUGUUGGCAGCCGUCAGCGUAAACAUGGCUAUGCUGAUCGUGGCGCGGGCGGUGCAAGGCAUCGGUGGCGGUGGCAUCGUGACGCUGGUGAACGUGUGCAUCAGCGACUUGUUUUCCAUGCGCAGGCGAGGCAUCUAUCUGGGAAUGAUGGGCAUGGUGUGGGCCGUCGCUGGCGGUAUCGGCCCCGUGCUCGGUGGCGUCUUCACGGACAAGGUCACCUGGCGCUGGUGCUUCUACGUUAACCUGCCCAUCUCGGGAGCGGGCUUUGCCGUCCUCCUCUUUGUGCUGAAGCUGCACAACCCUCGAACGCCCAUGCGGAAGGGCCUCAAGGCCGUGGACUGGCUCGGCAGUCUGGCCAUCAUUGGCGGCACACUGAUGCUCCUGCUCGGCCUCACGUUUGGAGGCGUGGACCACCCGUGGAGCUCCCCCAUUGUGGUCUGCCUCAUCGUCUUUGGAGUCGUGACUAUUGGCAUCUUCGCCCUCAUCGAGUGGAAGGUCGCCGCCUACCCGCUCAUCCCGCUGCGGCUGUUGAGCAACCUGCACGCCUUGGCCGCGCUGGCCUGCUCCUUCUGCCACGGCUACGUCUUCGUCUCCGCAAGCUACUACCUCCCGCUCUACUUCCAGGCCGUCCUGAAGGCCUCGCCGCUCCUCUCGGGCGCCUACAUCUUGCCCUUCACCGUCGUCCUGGCCAUCACCAGCGCGGGCACGGGCGUCUUCAUCCGCAAGACGGGCAAGUACCUCCCGCCCAUCAUCUUCGGCUUCGUCCUCAUGACCCUCGGCUACGGCCUGUUUGUCGACCUCGAGCCGCGCGCCAACUGGCCCAAGAUCAUCCUCUACCAGAUCGUCGCCGGCAUCGGCGUGGGGCCAAACUUCCAGGCGCCCCUGAUUGCGCUGCAGACGCUCGUGCAGCAGCGCGACAUCGCCUCGGCGACGGCCACGUUCGGCUUCAUCCGCCAGCUGAGCACGUCCAUCUCGGUCGUCGUCGGCGGCGUCGUCUUCCAGAACGGCAUGGAGAAGCAGUACCCGCGCCUGCUGCGGGACCUGGGCCCGGACGUCGCCAGCCUGCUUUCGGGCGGCAACGCGGCGGCCAGCGUCGGCCUCGUGGCCAAGCUCGAGGGCCCCGCCGGGGACGAGGCGCGCGCGGCGUACUGGGACGCGCUGCGGACCAUGUUCAUCAUGUACGUCGCCUUUGCGGCGCUGGGCCUCGUCAUCGCGUGCUUCGUGGGCCAGCGCAAGCUGAGCAAGGAGCACGAGGAGCACAAGACUGGCCUGGAGGGGAUGAGGGAGGCGAGGGAGAGCGACAAGGCCGCCAAGGCCGACAAGGCUGACAAGGCGGCGCGGGAUGCGGAGUCCGCGCCUGCGCCUGCGCCUGCUGGGGGUGUCAAGGAAGGCUGA